AUGGCGACGGCAGUACCGGCACAGUCUCAGGGGGCUCUUCCAGAGCCCCUGCCGGAGCCGGAGCAACCGUCUGCGUCGGAGAUGGACGCCGAUGCGACGGUUCAGUCUGCCAUUCGCUUCUUGCAAGACCCACGUGUGCGACGCUCGCCAAUUGAGUCGCAGAUUCGUUUCCUCAAGGGCAAAAGCGUGUCAGAUGGACAGAUCAAGUACGCAUUCGCCAAGGUAGGAAGAGCAGUGACGACGGAGAAGAUUGCCUCUGUUCGUGCCUCGCCCGCCAACACAGCACCACCCACUGCCACGGCGACGGUAGGUGCCACUCCUCUUUCUCCACAGCUCGAGACGGCGCGGCAAAACGCCCCAGUGACUAUGGGGCCGGGACUGCAGUACACCCAAACACUGUUUCCUUACUCGCCUCUACCACUGCAGGUGGAGAGACAGAAGAGGACGGUGGACUGGCGCGACGUCGUGAUUGGCGCCGGCGCCGCCAUGCUUGCCGGACUUUCCGGGUACAAGCUCUUCAACCGCUACUCCCCUUACGAGUUUCGUCGCAAAUCGGAGAAGAAGUCGCGGCUGUAUCGCGGCUCCUGCUCACGGCACCGUCCCGCCAACAAUGCGUCUUCGGAGAGCGAAAUUGAUGCGUUGUCAACGUCGCAGCGCGGCCGUGCACCUCCGCUGCCGCCGUCACCACCGGUGGCUGCCCCUGCUGAGCCGAUUGUGCCGGCCACCCCACCACCCGACCUCACCGAGGUGAAAAAGUUGCUGGCAGAACUGAAUGAGACCAAAGAGGCGCUGGCCAAUGAGCGUAAGAAGUGCGCCGACCUCGCUGUGAGCGCGGCAAAGAUUCGUGCGGACAAGCAGCAGCUGAGUAGGGCCAACGAUCGCCUCACGCAGCAGAUUGACGAGCUCAAGAAGGAUAUAGAAAGGUUGGAGAAGGGCACUGCCGCCAGCGAGGCGACGCAGAUGGCAGGGGAGAGCGUAGUGGCGGCUGAGUCCACGUCUACAUCGACGUACUUCCCAUCGGUGACAGCGGAGGGUGAGCAGGCGCGAAAGUCACCAGCGGUGACGCCAGUGCCGAGCGUAUCCGCGCCGAAUCCGAAUGCCGUGCCCGGUCUACCUGUUUUGCCAUCAACCGAGUCCUCAACAGUAGUCACUGCCGCUCCUGCCAUUCUGGACCUUAACGCAGAGGUGACUCCGGUUUCACCCACGUCCGUCGCUGCUGUCGCACCGACGCCUGAGCCAUUUCCAGCGGCCGUUGCGGCAGCUGCCUCCUCUGCGGAUGCCGCAGUUCCCGGUGCUUCUGCUACGGAGGUGGUCGAGCGGCUCCUCCCCACCAGCAGCGCUGAUCCGCCGAAGGCACGUGAGGAUACUCCGGUGUCUGCGAGCUAA
This is a messenger RNA of Leishmania braziliensis MHOM/BR/75/M2904, 1386 nucleotides long. Its product is annotated as putative peroxin 14. Gene Ontology annotation, molecular function: signaling receptor binding. Bases 1 to 1386 code for a protein of 461 amino acids. The record is from RefSeq and is a predicted model, not a curated record. Gene Ontology annotation, biological process: protein import into peroxisome matrix, docking. The transcript has a single exon. Gene Ontology annotation, cellular component: peroxisomal membrane; peroxisomal importomer complex. NCBI's taxonomy places the organism in Eukaryota, Euglenozoa, Kinetoplastea, Trypanosomatida, Trypanosomatidae.